CUCACAUUUACGACCUUGCCAGCAUAUCGCAUCUUUCGGGAGGUCCAGGACAAAGCGUCCCUAGAAACAUGACGGUUGAGACGCGGGGCGGCAUUCCUCGGACUGUCUCAGCGACCAGCUUCUCACCGAGUAUACUCAAGGACCGGCUGUCGCACAUCAGUGCGCAAUCUUUGCAGCCCGUGAAGGCCCUCCAUGGUACCUUGGACUUCGUACCCGCGAAGAUACCUCGUCAGCGCAGAUUGCAGACGCUAGUCGUCGCGAUCUGGUCCCUGAUGAUCCCAAUCAUGCUCUUCAUCUGGCUACUGCUAUGCUCCAUACCAGCGUUAUGGCCUGUGCUCGCUAUAUAUUACAUCUGGAAAGGAUGGAUCGAUGGCGGGCCCGAGCACGGGGGCCGUAUCAGCCCGUGGUUCCGCUCGGCGUGGUGGUGGAAAUAUUUCGCGGAAUACUAUCCAGCAUCGUUCCGAAUGGAAGCUCCCUUGCCACCAGAUAGGCCCUAUGUUUUUGGCUACCAUCCGCACGGGAUCAUCGGCAGGGGUGCUAUCGCCACGUUUGCCACCGAAGCCACCGGUUUUUCUAAAGCAUUCCCGGGCAUCGUUCCGCACCUCCUGACGCUGACGUCCAACUUCCAAAUCCCACUAUACCGUGACAUCAUGCUGGCGCUCGGGAUCUGCAGCGUAAGUAAGCAAAGCUGUAGCAACAUCUUACGGAGAGGGCCUGGCCAGGCAAUUACGAUAGUCGUCGGCGGCGCUGCAGAGAGUUUAGCCGCGCACCCCGGGACCGCGGACCUCACACUGCGGAAACGAUUAGGGUUUAUCAAGAUUGCCAUCCAGCAUGGAGCCGCAUUGGUCCCCGUCUUCUCGUUCGGCGAGAACGAUAUCUACCAGCAGAUGCCGAACGAUAAGGGCACGCUUCUAUAUACCAUCCAGAAGAAGUUCCAGAGCGUUUUUGGCUUUACGCUCCCUUUGUUCCACGGCCGCGGGAUGUUGAACUACAAUUUGGGUUUGAUGCCGUACCGGAGGCAAAUCGUGUCUGUCAUUGGACGCCCCAUAUUGUGCGACCAAUGUGAUUCACCGACCAUGGAGGAAGUUACUCGGGUCCAGCAACAAUACAUCGCGGAACUGAUGAGAAUAUGGGAAACGUAUAAAGACAUCUUCGCGCGAUCGCGGAAGCGCGAGCUAAGCAUCAUCGAUUAACCUUUUGCUUUUCUCUCGCCAUUCGCCUGCCACCAGUUUCCCGGGCCCAAGGGGUCGCCACU
This is a messenger RNA of Punctularia strigosozonata HHB-11173 SS5, 1255 nucleotides long. Its product is annotated as DAGAT-domain-containing protein. The coding region runs from base 69 to 1193 and encodes 374 amino acids. The transcript has 14 exons. Gene Ontology annotation, biological process: triglyceride biosynthetic process. Gene Ontology annotation, cellular component: endoplasmic reticulum membrane. The record is from RefSeq and is a predicted model, not a curated record. Gene Ontology annotation, molecular function: diacylglycerol O-acyltransferase activity. Lineage: Eukaryota; Fungi; Basidiomycota; Agaricomycetes; Corticiales; Punctulariaceae.